This is a messenger RNA of Amphibalanus amphitrite, 4033 nucleotides long. Its product is annotated as protein O-GlcNAcase-like. NCBI's taxonomy places the organism in Eukaryota, Metazoa, Arthropoda, Thecostraca, Balanomorpha, Balanidae. Gene Ontology annotation, biological process: glycoprotein metabolic process. Gene Ontology annotation, molecular function: beta-N-acetylglucosaminidase activity. The transcript has 17 exons. The record is from RefSeq and is a predicted model, not a curated record. Bases 555 to 3335 code for a protein of 926 amino acids.
ACUCGUUCGUUAUAUACAUAUGAGUCCAUACUUUUUAAAAUCAAAUAUGAUGAGCAAUAUUUCUUAUGGAAAAAUAUCAACAAAAAUUUAACUUUUCGAAAAAUAAGCCUUUCAAUUCAAUCGCAAAACGAGCAGAACAGUUAAACAACACUUUACGAACGUAUACAUAUCAGCUGUAAACUUGCAGAGCGCCGCCAUUGCUGCUCACUGCUGUCAACUGCGAAGUUUCUUAGCUGUUCUUAGCGGUUGUGACUCAAGGGAUUAUUUGCAUGACUUUGCCCCUAGCCGGCUAGUCUCCCAGUGUUGUACUACAGAUAUUGAGCGUUUACUAAUAUUCUACAUAACUUUUCAUCACCAAGUGACUAGGCGUAGGCGAACGCAAGUUGAAGUGGCCCUCGCCCAGAUAUUUUCCUGCAUCAAGAAAAUCGACAAAUAUUUUGUAUUGAGAGCCAUACUCACUCUGCUAUUUUCAACACCCUAAAAAAUUAAAUAUCAGCUUCAAAUCACCACUAGUUGAAAACAGGUGAUGAGAUAGAGCUUCUAGAUAAUCCAGAAUGGCUUCGAAUUCUAAGGAUCGAAGUGAAAGCGUAGAAGUAGGGCAAAGCUCUUCCAGUAUCCCCAAUGGGGAGAAUGCCCUAGAUGGGAACAAGAACUUACUUCAUGAUCCAAGCAAGUUUUUGUGUGGAGUUGUUGAGGGCUUCUAUGGGAGACCAUGGACUGCAGAACAGAGAAAGGAACUUUUUGGCAAGAUGAAGAGGUGGGGUAUGACGUCAUACUUAUACGCACCAAAGGAUGACUACAAACACAGAGCCUACUGGCGCGAACUGUACACUGUUGAGGAGGCGGAACACCUUACCUCGCUGAUCCGCACAGCGCAUCAGCAUGGCAUCACCUUCAUCUACGGCCUGUCGCCGGGGAUGGACAUCACCUACUCUAGUCAAAAGGAGAUAGCAGCCCUCAAGCGUAAACUCGACCAGGUUUCUCAGUUUGGUUGCACAUCCUUUGCGCUUCUGUUCGACGACAUUGACCCGGAAAUGCGUGAAGAAGAUAAGCAGGUCUUUCAGUCUUUUGCGCAUGCUCAGGUGACGGUGACGAAUGAGAUGAACGAGCACCUCAGCCGGCCCCAGUUCCUGUUUUGCCCGACGCAGUACUGCGCCACCCGUGCCAUUCCCACCGUCUCCGGCUCAGAGUACCUGCGCACCAUCGGCAGCAAACUGGCACCAAACAUCGACAUCAUGUGGACCGGUCCCAAGGUGGUUUCGAAGGUGCUCACCAUAGAGGCAAUAGAAGAGCUGCGUGAGGUUUUGAAGCGUCCGCCAGUGAUUUGGGACAACCUGCAUGCUAACGAUUACGACCAGAAGCGACUCUAUAUGGGCCCAUACUCUGGCAGGUCGGUCGAGCUGAAGUCGCGUCUUCGCGGCGUGCUGACGAAUCCCAACUGCGAGUACGGCGUCAAUUUCGUGGCUAUUCGCACGCUAGCACACUGGGCGCAAUGCCAGCGAGAUGGAGAGCCGCAGCGACCCCAGAAUGACCCGCUCUCAGCAGACAUCCGGCUGGAAACGGAGUCGGAGGAAGGCUCUGAGCCGCAGCAGGUACCUCCCGACGUGUACCACCCGAGACAUGCGCUGCGGAUGGCUUUGCGCGAGUGGCUGCCGGAGUUCAACAAGGCGCGCACGGCACCCAGCGUGCUGCAGCAGCGAGUGCUGACCAUCACCCCCGGCGCGCUGGAAGGACCGGCGCCGGUGCCGAUCCCGGGUAUCAACACGUGCAUGGCGACGACGUCCACCGUAACGACGGAGACCGCCUCCGUGCCGGCCGGCACCGUCAAACAGCUGCAGGCCAUUGCGGAGGAGCAGAUAAUCAAGGCGGAGGAGGUACCGGGUGUGACCGGUCCGGUGCUCAAUUCGUUGGCCGAUAACGAGAAGAUCGUGGUACCGAACCCGCCGGGCGAGCUGCCCGAGCAGCCGUCGGCCGAGUCCGAGUCGGUACCGCCCGAGCCAAUGGAGUGCAAUAGUGUACCGGCUGCCACGCCGGCGCUUGCCAGCAACGAACCCGAAAAGCCGACGGCGGCCGCCUCUGGCGAGCCGAUGUCCGUGGAGCCGGCGGCGGUGCGCCAGCCCGAGAUGCAGGUGGAGCCGGAGGGCGCCGGCGCCGCCACUACCACCGACUCGCCGUCCAGUGUCACCAUGUCUGUGGAGGAUGAAGAAGAAGAAGAAGAGGACUUGACUGAGGACGACCUACUAGUCAUGACAGAUCUGUUCUACCUGCCAUUCGACCACGGCGCCGCUGGACAUCGGGUACUCAAAGACUUCCAGUGGCUCAAGACCAACUGCAAUUUGGUGGCACCUUAUGCAAAGGCGGGGAAGGGUGCACAGGAACCGCUCCCCCCGGAGGUGCGGGAGUGGUACGACCGUGCCGAAGCGUUCGACGCCAUGUCGAAGAGGGUGACGCGCCUCCUGAAACGUCUGUUUCUCUGCGAGAACCGGUCCCUUCUGUACGAUCUGUACCCGUACAUUUGGGACAUGGAGUGCGUGCUCUCGCAGCUUAACGGCUACGUUCGAUGGCUGGGGUUUUCCAGGGGCUGGAAGGAAUCCUUCAUGUCGGGCGACAACGAGCCAUGGAUAUUCCGUGGUGGUCUCACCGGCGACCUGGAGCGAUUGCUCCCUCUGGACAACGCCAACGAGCUGAUGGCCAACAAGUCCCCGGAGCACCCGUUGACAAAGGUGCACCUGGUCCGACCUUACCGGCACACUGACGAGGCCGCCGUGCGGGGAAUCUGGAGCGACUGUAGCUCGGACCGCCACCCCAGCUUCCAGCAGUAUCCAGAACUCAGUGCCGACAGAUGGGUGGCGCCGUUCCUGACGAUGCAGCCCGAGCACAUUCUGGUGCUGGAGGACGACGACGAGGUGGUGGUGGGGUUCGUGGCGGCCGCGCCCGACGCGCACCAGCUGUCGCGCCAGGUGCGCAUGGCCUGGCUGGACGAGCUGCGCACCAAGUACCCGAUGCCCAAGACCUCCCCGGAGCUGCGCUCGCCGGCCGAGAACUGUAUAGCGGCGCUGCACAAUGACGACACGUUGGACGCGCCGGCCGCCGUGCUGGAGCGCUACAAGGGCUGUCUGCAGCUGGCCGUCCAGCCGAGCGUGGCCGACGCCAGCCUCCUGAAGCGGCUGGUGGCCUGCGCGCUGGCGGCGCUGCGCACCUCCGGCUGCUUCGGCGCCCACGUGCGCGUCCCGUGCGGGGACAUGGCGGCGCGCGAGCGGCUGAUGAACGUCACCUUCAUGCCCAUCGACUCUGUGGAGGGCGGCGAAUACGUAUAUUACGGCCGGAACUUCUAGUGCGGCCGGUAUUCACUAAGUGACGCUAGCCACGCAACGAUUCCGUGAUCGUUAUUUGUUGUGAUAUUCUGUUCAUGUGUGAAUGCCACGUCACUGAUCGGAAUUCAAAUUGAAUUGUGCCGACGAGGCGUAUAUGAGCGUUGUUAAGGUAAAUAUGAGGGUGUAUAUCUGCAGCGUCUAACCACACAUUGAACUGCCGUGCUCCUCGGGGCCAAUGUCGAGAUCUGGUCGGUGGGUCAUUGGUGUAAGAACGCGUCAAUUUGUUAUAAUGUAGGUGAUACCAUUCCCGGUUUAUUUUGCAGCGAGUCAACGUUACGUAUCACUGACGGAAAACCGUGCAGUCACUUUUUGUGUCGUAUGACCAGGCUGAAAUCGCCAUAGCAUCUGGUCAUUAGGCUGCUUUCACUUUACAAGUGGUGUCGAAGGACUGCCAGCUUCAAGCACGAAGUUUUGUACGGUCGUUUUUUAACCAUGGCGUGUGUCCGUUUGUGUUUGCCGGUGGAGCGCGCGUGGAGGCAGCCGGAUCGGCUGGGACAGUGGAGCAGCCUCCCACUGAUUCGGCGCGCAGCCCGCGGCCUGCGAUCAGACCUCACUUUAUAACCUUUAGCCAGGUGCUGAAACCGUGAGCUUGCACUGGGCGCCACCCGCUCUGCGCUGAGAGGGGCGUGACAUCCUACAAAUACAGUUCAACGGCUCUC